Molecule: messenger RNA, 2764 nt
Organism: Sebastes umbrosus (honeycomb rockfish)
Lineage: Eukaryota; Metazoa; Chordata; Actinopteri; Perciformes; Sebastidae
Gene: acsbg1
Product: acyl-CoA synthetase bubblegum family member 1
Exons: 14
Coding region: 200-2287 (695 amino acids)
Cellular component (GO): membrane; endoplasmic reticulum
Molecular function (GO): long-chain fatty acid-CoA ligase activity
Source: RefSeq, a predicted model, not a curated record
CAUUAACAACUUCAUGAGGCUGUUGAACCGCAUGUCUUUUUACUUUACCAGUUCUUCAAAAAUACUACUGCUGUUGCUGCUACUUGUCCAACAGGAAAAGAUUUUCUGUUUCGCACCAGUCAGAUUUUGAAAAGCACAUCAAGAGGCUCGAUCUUACAUAAGCUGUAGCCACACUACCGAGAGAUCUACAACUAACAGAAUGUCAUCUCCUGAUGAGGAGAAGGGAGACGAUCAGCUUGAGAGUGCUCAGGAGUAUAUGGCACAUGUGCAGACAGAUAAUGAAGAACAUGCCUCUGUAGGAAAGCAAAACAUAGAAGAGCAGUUUGCUGACACAGCUCUUCUUGCCGAAGCUCAUUCUCUUUGGACCACUGAUGCUGAAGGCUCAGUGAGACUGAGAAUAGACGAAGAAUGUCCAGAGGAACCCGUCACCGUUCACCAAAUGUUCAAAGCCUCAGUUGAAAAAUAUGGAAACAUGUACGCACUCGCCAGCAAGAAGGACAACAAAUGGGAAAAGAUAACUUUCUUAGAGUAUUAUCAGUUCUGCCGGAGAGCAGCCAAGAGCUUUAUAAAGCUUGGUUUAGAGCGAUUCCAUGGAGUGGCGAUACUAGGAUUCAAUUCAGCAGAAUGGUUCUUCUCUGCAGUCGGUGCCAUCAUGGCAGGGGGGAUAAUGACAGGAAUUUAUGCCACAAACUCACCAGAAGCUUGCCAGUAUGUGGCUAGUGAUUCCAAAGCCAACAUUAUUGUGGUGGAAAACCAAAAGCAGCUGGAUAAAAUCCUGCAGAUACGUGACAGACUGCCCCAUUUAAAAGCCAUAGUGCAGUACAGUGGACGCCCCCUGCAGAAGAUCUCCAAUCUCUACUCUUGGGAGGAGUUCAUGGAGCUGGGUCUGGAUGUUUCUGAGAGAGAGCUGGAUGACAUCAUCGGCAGCCAGAGAGCCAACCAAUGCUGCGUCCUGAUCUACACCUCCGGCACCACAGGCCAGCCAAAGGGAGUCAUGCUCAGUCAUGACAAUAUCACAUGGACGGCCAAUAGUGCCAGCAGGGUCGGGGACAUGCAGCCGGCUGACACUAAACAGGAGUCCCUAGUGAGCUACUUGCCUCUCAGCCACAUCGCCGCUCAGAUCUAUGAUCUCUGGACGGGCAUCCAGUCGGGUGAGCUGGUGUACUUCGCACAGCCAGAUGCCUUAAAGGGAAGCCUGAUAACAACUCUGCGAGAAGUUUGUCCCACAUCCCACAUGGGUGUCCCACGAGUGUGGGAGAAGAUAAUGGAGAAAAUAAAACAGGCGAUCAGUGAGUGCGGAUAUAUGAAAAAGAAACUUGUGACAUGGGCGAUGUCGGUCAGUCUGGAGGCCAAUCAAAAGUGCAUGCAAAAGGAUGAUGAGAAACCCUUCCUCUUGACCCUGGCUGACAGCCUUGUGCUGCAGAGGCUUCGGGCUGAGCUGGGCCUGUCUUGCUGUCAGAAGUUCUUCUCCGGAGCAGCACCGAUCGGUAGUGAAACGGUGCAGUUUUUCUUGGGCAUGAAUAUCAGGCUGUAUGAGGCAUAUGGCAUGAGUGAGAGCACAGGACCUCACUUUAUGUCAGGUCCCAAAGCUUACAAACUACCAAGCUGUGGUAAGGUGGUGCCUGGCUGUCUAUACAAAAUGGCCAAUGUAGACUCUGGGGAGACGGGCGAAAUUUGCUUUUGGGGACGCAACAUCUUCAUGGGUUUCCUCAACAUGGAAGACAAAACAAGAGAAGCUUUGGAUGAAGACGGAUGGCUGCAUUCUGGAGACCUGGGGAAGACAGACGAAGAGGGUUUCUUGUACAUCACAGGGAGGAUAAAAGAGCUGAUCAUCACAGCUGGAGGGGAGAACGUUCCCCCUCUUCCCAUAGAGGAAGCAGUGAAGAAGGAGCUGCCUAUCAUCAGCAACGCCAUGCUCAUUGGGGACAAGAGGAAGUUCUUGUCCAUGCUUUUAACACUGAAGUGUUGUAGCGAUACAGAAACCAUGGAGCCAACAGAGGAGCUGAGUACGGAGGCUGUGGAGCUUUGCCGACAGCUGGGCAGCCAAGCCACCAAGGUGUCGGACAUCAUUGGGGGAAAGGACAAAGAAGUGUACCGGACCAUUCAAGAAGGAAUCAACAGAGUCAACUCUGCAGCCACCUCUAAUGCCCAACGAAUACAGAAGUGGACUAUUCUAGAGAAGGACUUCUCUGUGUCUGGAGGAGAGCUGGGUCCCACAAUGAAGCUCCGUCGCCCUGUUGUGUUGGAGAUGUACCACAAGGUCAUAGAGCGCUUCUAUCAGGAGUAGUGUUUCUAUAGAAGUGACUGUGUAACGGUUAGUAUGAAAAUCAUGUCGCCUACAUAUCUCCUCAUUCGUGUGGACAUGCAUGGAAUUUUAUUAUAUAUGUCUUAUGUUCAGAAUGCAUAAAUAAUACAGGAACCACAUUACAUUUUUUUUUAUCCUAUUUAAGUUUUAAAUAGUGAAUAAUACUGAGAAUUUUAUAAAGUUACACCAUUUUAAUGCAUCUUCUCAUAGGCUGAAAUAUUUCUUUUUAGUCUCUCAGUUUAUUUUUACUGCUUUGAAAUCAUACCAGUUAUUUGAAUGACAAGAUAUUACCCGGUAUUUUGUGUAAAUAUUAUGUGGUAUUCAGUAUGUGGUUUAUACCAAUUUAGAUAAAAACCUGGACAUAACUUCCACUAGGAAUCAUCAUCGUAGCAGCUGAGAGGGCUUUUGACAUCCACAAGUCAUUUGCAUAACACUGAAUAAAAACUCUGGAAUUUCUGA